Molecule: messenger RNA, 1022 nt
Organism: Neltuma alba
Lineage: Eukaryota; Viridiplantae; Streptophyta; Magnoliopsida; Fabales; Fabaceae
Exons: 2
Coding region: 1-927 (308 amino acids)
Source: RefSeq, a predicted model, not a curated record
AUGGAGAUCGCUAAAGGCAGUUCCAUCCUGAUUAUCAGUCUGGUGUUGGUCUCAAGUUUGAUCCAAGCCCAGGCCUAUUAUGCACUCUACUGUGGCCACAAAACCAGAUGCUCUGGAAAGUACAUCAGAUGCCCAUCCGAAUGCCCAACCAGCGAAUCCACUGAUCCUCAGGCUAAGGUCUGCUUCAUUGACUGUGACCAACCUGUUUGCAAGGCUGUCUGCAGAAAACGGAAACCCAACUGCAACGCACCAGGAUCUGGAUGCUACGAUCCUCGAUUCAUCGGCGGAGAUGGCAGGGUGUUCUACUUCCACGGAAAGAGCUUCGAACACUUCGCCUUGGUCUCGGACUCUGAUCUCCAGAUCAACGCCCGCUUCAUCGGACACAGACCAGCCGGUCGAAGCCGAGACUAUACUUGGAUCCAAGCCCUCGGCAUCCUGUCCAAGUCUCAGACUUUCUCUCUCGAAGCCAGCAAGACUGCACAGUGGAACGACGACGUCGACCAUCUCAGGUUCACCUACAAUGGCAAUGAUGUGGUCCUCCCAGAAGGCUCGCUCUCCAAAUGGAACUCUCCGAAACAAGACAUCAAGGUGGAGAGAGUGGCUAAUAAGAACAGCGUGAUGGUGACAAUCCAGGACGUGGCUGAAAUCAUGGUGAACGUGGUGCCGGUGACGAAGGAAGACGACAGGAUUCACAACUACCAAUUGCCUUCAGAUGACUGCUUCGCCCACUUGGAAGUUCAGUUCAGGUUCACCAAGUUGUCUUCUGAUGUUGACGGUGUGCUGGGAAAGACCUAUAGGCCGGAUUUUGAGAACCCUGCGAAGCCGGGAGUGGCUAUGCCGGUGGUGGGUGGCGAGGACAAGUAUAGAACUGCAUCAUUGCUUUCUGCAAGGUGUGAGUCAUGCCUUUUUAAGAAAAAAUAUGAAUAACGCCUUGAGAAAACAAUAAAGUCCAGAGCUGGGUAAACGUCAAAUAUUGCGAUCUCUUCUUACAAAAUAAUAUUCAAUGGUUGCUGUUUCUUUAC